AUGCCGUGGCCGUCCAGCCCCGUGGUGCCCGUGGACGACCCCACGCUCCUCUUCGCCAACGCUGGGAUGAACCAGUUCAAGCCGGUCUUCCUCGGCACCGCCGCCCCGGACUCGCCGCUCGGCCACCUGCGCCGCGCCUGCAACACCCAGAAGUGCAUCCGUGCCGGCGGCAAGCACAACGACCUCGACGACGUCGGCAAGGACACCUACCACCACACCUUCUUCGAGAUGCUCGGCAACUGGUCCUUCGGGGACUACUUCAAGGACGGGGCCAUCGCAUACGCAUGGCAACUCCUCACCCAGGUCUACAAAUUGCCCACUGAUAGGAUUUAUGCAACAUACUUUGAUGGUGAUGACAAGGUUGGUCUCGCUCCCGAUACCGAGUCAAAAGACAUAUGGUUCAAGUAUCUACUGAAUGAAAGAGUUCUGCCUCUCGGUUGCAAGGAUAACUUUUGGGAGAUGGGCGACACAGGUCCUUGUGGACCAUGCACAGAGAUUCAUUUUGAUCGUAUUGACAACCGUGACGCAGCCUCAUUAGUCAAUAAUGAUGACCCUACAUGUAUUGAGAUAUGGAAUCUUGUGUUUAUUCAGUUCAACAGGGAGUCAGACGCUACUUUGAGAUCCUUGCCAGCAAAACACGUUGACACCGGAAUGGGCUUUGAGCAUUUAACUUCUAUCCUUCAGAAUAAAAUGAGCAAUUACGACACAGAUGUAUUGAUGCCAUUAUUCGAUGCCAUCCACAAGCUGGCAGGCGCUGGAAUUCAACCAUACUCUGGUAAAGUAGGAUUCGAUGAUGUUGGGAAAGUUGAUAUGGCAUAUAGGGUUGUUGCAGAUCACAUAAGAGCCCUUUCUUUUGCUAUUGCUGAUGGUUCUCAACCUAGAAAUGAGGGAAGAGAGUAUGUUCUAAGGCGUAUACUUAGACGUGCUGUUCACUUUGGUCAUCAAAAAUUGAUGGCAAAGCAAGGAUUUUUUAGCUCCCUUGUAGAUGUUUUUGUCCGAGUGAUGGGUGAUGUGUUUCCUGAGCUGAAGGACAAUGAAAAGAAGAUUAAAGAUAUAAUUGAAGAAGAAGAGGCAAGCUUUGAGAACACUCUAGCGAAGGGAUAUGAGAGAUUUAAGAAAGCUGCAGAUGCUGUCAAGGAGAAUGGUGGGACAGUACUUAUUCGCCAGGAUGCAUUUGUUCUGUGGGACACAUAUGGCUAUCCAAUUGAUUUGACUGAGGUCAUGGCAGUUGACUUCGGGCUAUCUGUUGACAUGGAGGGUUUUAAUGUUUCUAUGGAAGAACACAAGCUUCUAUGCGGAACAGGGCGGUCAGAUCUAUGA
Molecule: messenger RNA, 1320 nt
Organism: Triticum turgidum subsp. durum (durum wheat)
Lineage: Eukaryota; Viridiplantae; Streptophyta; Magnoliopsida; Poales; Poaceae
Source: the annotation of a GenBank genome assembly